Messenger RNA from Diceros bicornis minor, 4784 nucleotides. It is a transcript of the gene ANKDD1A, whose product is annotated as ankyrin repeat and death domain containing 1A. The record is from RefSeq and is a predicted model, not a curated record. Gene Ontology annotation, biological process: signal transduction. The transcript has 14 exons. Bases 1287 to 2726 code for a protein of 479 amino acids. NCBI's taxonomy places the organism in Eukaryota, Metazoa, Chordata, Mammalia, Perissodactyla, Rhinocerotidae. Gene Ontology annotation, molecular function: protein binding.
CUGAGGAGGACUAGCCCUGAGCUAACAUCUGACGCCCAUCCUCCCCUUUUCUUCUUGAGGAAGAUUGGCCCUGGACUAACAUCGUGCCCAUCUUCCUCCACUUUAUAUGGGACGUCACCACAGCAUGGCUUAACAAGCGGUGCGUCGGUCCUUGCCUGGGAUCCGAACCUGCAAACCCCUGGCCGCCGAAGCAGAGCCCGCACACUUAACUGCUGUGCCACGGGGCUGGCCCCCUGUGGAAUCUGAUAAUAUCUCUGGGUAGAUGGUAUCAGAAUUGAGUUGAACUGUAGGACACCAUGCUGGUGUUGGAGCAUCGCUUAUUGAUGUGGGGACCCCCCCCCCGACACACACACAUUGGAAUUGGUCUCAGAACACCACUGACCAGCUUUGGGCCUGUUGUAAGCUGUGAGUGGUUUGGGAAGGAUCAGGUGCGGCCAGGGCCCCCAUAAGGAUGACGGCAGCGUGGGGGUCUGGUGGGAUGAGCCCUGGACCACGUCACCAGGCCUGGGUCCUCCUGGCUUGGCCACCAACCCUCUGAGUCCACCCCUGCCCAUGGCAGGGGGUUGGUGGGGAGGAUGAAGGAGCUGAUUGAGCGUUGAGAUUCCCUCUAGUCUGAGACUGUCUGAGAUAAAGAUGCAGUAUGAGCAUGAGAGGAGUGCAGAGAGAGACCACAGAGAAGGCGCAUCAGAAUGGGCCCCGUGGUUGGGAGGCGAAAGCUGAUUAGGCUUUGGGGAAGAGGAGAGAAGAGGUGGAGGGACGAGGGCGUAGAAGCUGGGUGAAUGCCUCUGGCCUCGCCUGGGCCUGACGCAGUGGGUGGCUUGGUAAAUCCUGGCUGCCUUCCAUACUGACAGAGCCAGGAAAAGGCAAUGGGACUACCACGACUCCAGUGGGAGUGAAUCCCAUUCCCUUUCCCGAGAGCAGCUCUUGGGAGGGGACAUGAAACCUGGAUGAUGGGGCACUUGGCGGGGUGAGGGGCACACACCUGGCUCCUGUGGAUGGUUGUGCCCAUGUUCUCCCAUUGCCAGAGUUUUGCCAAGUCCUGUUCGUGUGGACAUGUGGUGAGUUAGAAGGAAAAGCAGCCUGCCUGGGGAGGUCCCCACCAUGGAAAGGGAGGAGGGGCAUCUCCCCUACCCACCGUUCUAGCUAGAAGACCACCUGCCUGGGAAACGUUAAGGGCCAGGGAGGGGCUGUUCCUCGCUCCUCAUCCUGCAUCCCUUUUUCUCCCCGUAGUGCUUCCUCUGGAGAGGCAGCUCCAUGAGGCUGCCCGCCGGAACAACGUCGGGAGGAUGAAGGAGCUGAUCGGGAGGAGAGUCAAUGUCAGGGCCAGAAACCACGAAGGCAGGGUGGCCCUGCACUGGGCCGCGGGCGCAGGGCACGAGCAAGCUGUGCGGCUGCUGCUGGAACAUGGAGCUGCUGUCAACGAUGAGGAUGUGUUUGGGAUGAAUGCGCUUCUCCUGUCUGCAUGGUUUGGCCACUUACGGAUCCUCCAGAUCCUGGUCAACUCUGGGGCCAAGAUCCACUGUGAGAACAAGGACGGUCUGACCUUGCUGCACUGCGCAGCCCAAAAAGGGCACGUGCUCGUGCUAGCAUUCAUAAUGGAGGACCUGGAGGACGUGGCCCUGGACCACGCUGACAAGCUAGGAAGGACGGCGUUUCACCGGGCUGCUGACCAUGGGCAGCUGGAUGCUCUGGACUUCCUUGUGGGCUCUGGCUGUGACCACGGUGUCAAAGACAAGGAGGGGAACACAGCCCUUCACCUGGCUGCCGGCCGGGGACACCUGGCUGUGUUGCAGCGACUCGUGGACAUCAGGCUGGACCUGGAGGAGCAGAAUGUGGAAGGUCUGACUGCCCUGCACGCGGCUGUUGAAGGGAUCCACCCCGACUGUGUGCAGCUCCUCCUCAGGGCUGGGAGCAGCGUGAACGCCCUCACCCAGAAAAAGCAGAGCUGCCUCCACUAUGCAGCCCUUGGUGGCUCCGAGGACGUCGCCCAGGCUCUCAUCCACGCAGGAGGCUGCACCAACGUGGCUGAUCAUCAGGGCGCCUCUCCUAUGCACCUCGCUGUGAGACACAAUUUCCCUGGCCUGGUGCAGCUUCUCAUUGAUGCCGGCAGUGACCUGGAUGCCACCGACAAUAGGCAGCAGACACCCCUCCACCUUGCCGCUGAGCACGCCUGGCAGGACAUAGCAGAAAUGCUCCUCAUCGCUGGGGUCAACUUACACCUGAGAGAUAAGCAAGGAAAAACCGCCCUGGCAGUGGCCGCCCGCAGCAACCACAUCAGCCUGGUGGACAUGAUCAUAAAAGCUGAUCGUUUCUACAGAUGGGAGAAGGACCACCUCUCAUGCAGGGACCCCAGUGACCCCUCUGGGAAGAGCUUGACCUUUAAGCAGGACCAUCGGCAGGAAACACAGCAGCUCCGCUCGGUGCUGUGGCGACUGGCCUCCAGGUACCUGCGGCCCCAUGAGUGGAAGAAGCUCGCAUAUUGCUGGGAGUUCACCGAGGCCCACAUCCAUGCCAUCGAGCAACAGUGGACAGGCACCAAGAGCUACCGGGAGCACGGCCACCGGAUGCUGCUCAUCUGGCUGCAUGGCAUGACCACGGCCAGCGAGAACCCCAGCAAAGUGCUGUUCGAGGGCCUCGUGGCCAUUGGCAGGAGGGACCUAGCUGAAAGCAUCAGGAAGAAAGCAAAUGCAGACCCCAGUGCCCCCAGGAGGUGUACAGCCAUGUAACUGGAGGGGCCAGACCUUCAGGCGCAUGGGACCUCAGAAUGGACAGAAUGGCCAGACCUCAGACUGAACAAAAGAGGACCACCAUUUAAGGGCUUUUUAAAAAUCAUCGUUAACAGACCUCCAGCUGCUUCUACUGAAACGCAGUCAUGCAGGACCAGCAGGCAAAUGUUUGUCAUCUUUUUCACAAGGAUUGCUCCAGGGGCCUGUGUCAGGUUUUGCUGGUAAUCCCUACCCAGAGGUAUGGUCUUUUGCAGCUCUCAGAUCAUUUUCAUCUCCAUUAUCUCCUCGGAGCCUCACGGUAGUCCCCUGAGAUGCAAGGGGCAUCUUUUCAGAGAGGACACGGGGGCUCUGGAUGGAUAAGCAGCUAAUCAGGUGGUGGGUCAGGUGCCAAACUCAGCAUUCCUGUCUCCCCAACCUGGGGAAAGGGCUCCAUCCAUCAUUUACAGAAUGGACCGCCCUUAACUCAUUCACUGGCUUUUACGAAUACUGCGCUUACUCCGCAGCUGUUUCUGUUCACAAGCUUAGCUGUACGCUUGGACAGUUCCAGGAGGCGCACACUCUCAUUUUUCCCUCUUGUUUUAUAAUUUUUUAAAGUUUUAAAACUUUUUAUUUUGAAAUUAUUUCAGACUUACCAAAAAGUUGCAGAAAUAUACGAAGAAUUUCCGAAUACUUUUCACAAUACAGCUUCCCCCAGUAUUAACAUCUUACUUAACCACAACAUAAUUUUCAAAACCAGAAAAUUAACACGGAUGCAAUACUAACUCAUCUUCAGACCUUAUUCAAAUUUUGUCACUUGAGCCAUUCCUGUCCUUUGUCUGGACCAGGAUCCAGUCCAGGAUCACACCUUGCAUUAAGUUGUCAUCCUUCUCAUUUUUAAUAGAACCAUACAACGAGUCAUCUCUCUGGAGCAGCACUAUCCAGUAGAACUUUUUGUGGUGAUGGGAAUGUUCCAGAUCUGUGCUUUCCAAUAUGUUUGCCACUAGCCACCUGUGGCUAUUGAGCACGGGGAAUGUGGCUAGUGGGACUGAGAACCUGAGCUUUUAAUUUAAUUUAAUUUAAAUCAUUUGACAUUUACAUAGGCACCUGUGGCAAGUGGCAACUGUGUUGGACGGCACAGCUGGUCUGGAGCUUCGAUUUUGGGUGCCGGCAAGUACAGGUUGUUGGGAGGCUCGGCCACACCAGCAGGAGAGUGUGGUUCCAGGGAAGCGUGACUCUGGAAGCCUGAUGGUUUCACAGAAGGUGGAGAAUAUCCACGCAGGGUGGCCUGGAAGUUCUGCCUGAGAGCUGUUUUUAUCUAAUUUGAGCUCUCUUGCAUGUGGCACAGCUGGCUGUGGCCAGUUUAGGAGCCCGUAUCUUAGAAAAACUCCCCACCAAGUUACCCACUGGGCCUGAGUCCUGGAAGGAGAUAGAAUAAAAACUGCUAGAGCUGAAAGGGGCUUCAGCUCCCACACAUGGCUGGUGGGAGUUCACAAUCCUUUGGAAGGCAAUUUGGCGUCAUCUACCAAAAUUACAAAUACAUUUACCCUUUGACCACAGAAAUCCCAUGUCUAGGAAUUUAUCCUACAGAUAAACCUGCAAACAUUGUACUAACACUAAAUCAAGAUAAAACAGGGGAAACUGCUGGGGAGAGGGGUGUAUGGGAACUCUGUCGUAUCUGCUCAGUUUUUUUAAACUCCUUUUAAAAAUAAAGUCUAUUAAUUAAAAAAACAACACACAAAAACUAAAACUUAGGGGAAAAAAAAGAGGCUUUGAAAUCAACCCAUUUUACGGGCAAUAACCUGAUGAUCUGAGAAGCGUGUCUUGCCUGAGGCCUCACAGUUCGCAUUGGGUUCAGACCGCCGUUCGGCACUCGGCCUCCGUGCCAUGGGGUCCCUUCCUCUGCAUGUGCUGUGUUGGGGGGAACCCUCCUUUUCCAUCUAUUCCAUUUGAGAAAGGUAUUUUGUACCACAUGGGACUUCGAUCAUUUAUCUGGAUGAAUUUUGCAAAGUGAAUUUUGUAUUUUUUUUGAAACAAAAAAGCAAGUUCUUAAGUGAAAUAAAAUUGAAAUGUUGAAAUAUA